Paramecium octaurelia is the source of this 2189-nucleotide messenger RNA. NCBI's taxonomy places the organism in Eukaryota, Ciliophora, Oligohymenophorea, Peniculida, Parameciidae. The record is from the annotation of a GenBank genome assembly.
AUGAUCUAGUUAUAAAUAUAUGAAGAAGUUUAAUAAAAGAAAAUUACUUAAAAAUACCACAUCAAAUUGGUAUAUUAAUUAAGAUAAAUUUAUAAAAGGCAGAUUUUGUCAAAGGUCCAAAAGAUAAUGAAAAAACUCUUAUUCCAUAGCAACUAAUGUGUUUAAUUUAGAAUCAAGAUCUUCAACAUGGAUAUAUGUUGGCGAAAAUUCUUUCACCAUUAAUUACGCAGGAAUUAUUUAUUAAUCAAAUUAAUAAAUUAGAUUUAAAAAAAUACAAUAAUAAUGCAGGCAAAGUCGUUUUUGAUAGUCAAAGAGACAUAAUUGUUAUUUAGACUAUGAUUUAUAUAACAUACUUUAUAAGAUAGCAUACUGAACUAUUAUUUUAUAUCGCUAAAUUGAUUCUUGAUAAAUAAUUAUUAAUGAAUUAAAUAUACUUAAAGCCACUUGAUGAAACUUGUGAUAAUCCACAGUUACAUGAGGCUACUAAAUUAUUUCUUACGAUGAACAAGGAGAAUCAUACAAGAGAAGAAUUGCACUACAUUUUAUAGAAGAUGGAAGAACUGCCCUACUUUAAACAAUUUGUUUUGGAGAAAUUGUAGAAAGGAACACAGAGGAAUGACAUUUUGGAAGUACUCUUAUGUGUAAUAAUCUUAGUUGUGUUCUCGUUUGAGGAUGGAAUACUUUAAAGGAGGGGAAGUGUUGUUCUAAGAGAAUGAUACAUCAAAUGAUAAGCUUUAUAUGAUAUAAUAUGGAGAAGUUAUGUUGAUGAGGUAGAAAAAGAUGGAUUAGUUGAUGACUUUGUAAAGAUAGAAUUCAGAACAAGUUCAAUAACCAUAACUAAAAAUUGCUUAAAUUCUAAAUGCCAAGAAGUUUACAAGCAAAAUUAUAAGACAUCAUAACUUUCAUAAGGAGACAACUAUUUCAAAGGAGGAGAAACAAUAAAUGGAACACAAAUAUGGAGAAUGUAUAAGAUUGUUGGGAGUGGGUACAGGAUUUGGAGAGAAAGCUUUGGUUGAGAAUAUUCCUAGAUCUUUAACAGUAGCAUGUUAUAGUCAUGAGUUAUUUGUGAUAGUUUUGAAGAAGGAUGAUUUUAUUACUUAUUAAAUGACAUUUGAAAAAACAAAGAAGGAGAAAUAGUAGUUAAUGUUCAAAAUAUUCAAAAGUAAAGUGAAUAAUUAAGUAUUAUAGAUGUGAAUAAUGAGUAUUCAUCUUAGAGAUUGGAAAGCAUGAUAUAUAGUUGUUAGACAAUCACAUACGAUAGAGGGACUCAGUUGGCUACUGAGGAUGAGGAAGGUGAUGCAUUCUAUUUGGUGAUCAACGGAGAUUUGACAUUAUAGAAAAAAAUAGAAAAUCGAAAUGUCUCUCUAUGUAUAAUAUCCUCAGGACAUUUGAUGGGCGAAGAAAUUAUAAUCAAUAAGACUGGUAUGUACGAAUAUAGUUGUACAGUGACAUCCUUAUUGGCUACGGUGAUUGUGAUAGAUGCAAACGAAUUUAUUCAUAAGUUUCCUGAAGAAUGUAGAUUGCAAUUGAUAGAGGAUUAUGGUCCAAAGACUGCUAAUAGAUAGAGAUUGUUGUAAUUAUUGUUGUAGAAGAGGAGAUCAUAGAAUACAUCAAACAAAUAAUUGACAAAUGAAUAGGUAAGAUUAUUGACAGAAAUAGAUGAUGUGGUAAUUGAUUAGAAUAAAAAUCAUAUCAUUGAAAGUUUGAAGAAAUAAAAAGAUGUUUAAUUGAAUCAGCAUUUCCUAACUACAUAUUCAAAUCCAAGUGUUCAAAACUAUUGCAUUGCUAAAAUAAUCGACAGAGAAAAAACAUUUCAUAAAUUAAUAAAGAGUUGUGAAUUUUAAGAGUUUGACUUUGGUAAUGGCAACAAUGACAUUAUUAAGAGAAGAAGAUUUAUGUUAGAAAAUAAAUUAAAUUUGAAGAAACCAAAUGAAAAUUAUUUGAAACCCCAAUUCCAUAUUCUUCCUCUAACAGUUAAGAGAGAUCUAAUCAAAAACUUCAGAGUCAACAAUAAGAAAAAUGUUUGUUAUUCUAAUUUGAAUAUUAAGACACUCACAAAAGUGUAACCGAAUAAGAAAUAAUCACCUUUGAAAAUAAGGGAGUUGAUGACUGCUAGACCUUCGCAAUAGCAAUGUGAUAGUUAUAGUACCCAUAUGUUUACUUAGAUUGAUGACAGACAAUCACUUUGA